GUUACGGGAGCUCGCAGAGGACAAACUCCCACGCUCUUUUCCGGUGUGUCUUCUUUCCUCAGAGUGAGGCAAGAUCUAAGAGGCGCUAAAGCUAGGUCCAAGGUAGAGAGCAGCUCCGGUUAGAAUGAAGAAAAUAACAAGGUUAUCUCCGGAGGGUGGCGGUUGAGGACCUCACACGCGAGCGGGGUGGUGGCCGAAGACGCUGAGGGACGGGUGCCUUCUCGCCGAAGUUCAGUUGGGCGAUGCCAACUUAAGAGUGUAAGAGGGGUGGCAAGGAACUGAGAUUCACUCCGCGGAGGCUGGGCGAGUGUGGAAACCCGAAGGGAGCGGACAGUCGCCGAAGCCCCAUUUCCUUUCCCCAGCCAGUCCCUCUCCGGCCAUGAGCACCGAGCCGGUGCGCACCGAGCCGCUGCGCGGGGAGCCUCCUCUGCGGGUGCCCGGCGACGCCUUUUCUGUGGUGGUUCUGCUGCAGGGCUACGCGGAGCCAGAGGGGGUCGGCGACGCUGUGCGCGCCGACGGCUCCGUGACCCUUGUUCUGCCCCAGGCCUGGGGCCCGGCCUCCGGCCACCGAGAGCCCCCGCCCGAGGGCUACGAGGCGAAGACCGCCCUGGAGGAGGCGGCCCGUGGCCCCAUCCUCGUGGACACCGCGGGGCCCUGGGCUCGAGAGGCGCUCCUGGGGGCCCUGGCGGGGCAGGGCGUGGCCCCGGGAGAUGUGACUCUGGUGGUGGGGACCCACGGACACUCGGACCACAUCGGGAACCUGGGGCUGUUUCCCGCGGCGGCCCUGCUGGUCUCGCACGACUUUUGCCUCCCCGGGGGCCGCUACCUCCCCCACGGGCUGGCUGAGGAGCAGCCUCUGCGGUUGGGGCCGGGACUCGAGGUGUGGGCCACGCCCGGCCAUGGUGGCCGGCGGGACGUGAGCGUGUUGGUGGCUGGCACGGCCCUGGGUACCGUCAUGAUAGUGGGCGAUGUGUUUGAACGUGAUGGGGACGAGGACUCGUGGCAGGCGCUGAGCGAAGACCCGGUGUCCCAGGAGCACAGCCGGAAGAGGGUCCUAGGCACUGCCGACGUGGUCGUGCCUGGUCACGGAGCCCCCUUUAGGGUGAUCAGGGAAGCCUCGGCGCCAGAAACAGAGGGUCUGGGGAACAGCCGGCCAGAUCUCGUGAUCGGAGACAAGGAGCCCACGGUGCACCGAUAAACCCCAGUCUUGACUGGAUUCCUUUCAAGGACCCCAGCCCCCCACCCACCAGACAAGGAACUGACGUCCAGGACACGAGAGGAUGUGUCAGAGAGGAGUCAUGGGUUGUCACUUCCAGCCCUUCCAGGAGGCCAGUUUUCCAGCGAGGACAGAGUACUUUUGCCACAGUUGUCACCAGUAUCACUAGGACCAAGGACUGGCUCAGCUGUGUGCCACCUCUCGGGCUUCAUUAGUAAAAUGGGAGAAUGUUCUUGGGAGAGUCUUCCAAAAUAAAAGUAGAAACUGCAUUGAAAAUCGUACUGCCCUUCAACUAUUCUCCAGUAAAAAAGAAAAAAAUCAUACCGCCCUAAAUGUAAAUGUGAAGCGUUCAUAGUGAUAAUCAUGCAGAUACAAUCCAGCAAGUGCAACAAGGGGACACUUUGGCGAUACAUCGCCUGUUUGUCAGAGGAGGCAGCUUGCUGAGAGAAGGUGCAGGGCAGACAGGUAUCAUUCUAGUCAUCUGACUUUAAGUUAUCAAUUCGUUCAAUGAAUGCUGCUUAACACACCUGCAAUGUCUCAAGCACGGCUCGAGGUCACGGGGAUACAGCAGUGAGCAAGCCAGACAAACUCAAGGAGACAGGACACCUUUCUCUUUAAUGAAAUUGUUCAGAUGUGCAAGGGAUUAUAGGCAUUUGUGAUCACACAGGAGAUAAGACCUUCAUAUGGAAGAUGUGUCCACCUCCUACCAGAAGGAACGUAACAUUCUUAUCAUCAAGGAUGGGAAGUUAAGACUUGGAAAAUUCUGUAAAACGGACCUUAUUAAAAUAAUUCCUGUCUUUCCACAGUUUAGUUACUUUUCCACGGUCACCUCUUUGCUCAACCUGGUAUAGAAGCAUGUAGGUUUUACCACUUCUUUGGCAGAAACAUGAAAAACAAAGCUAUGUAUUACUUAGAAAUCUAUCUCAAAAUGAUAAAGAAGAUCAAGGGAGUGACAAACAAAAUUUGAAAUAAUUACUUCUGGGGUAGAGAGGGGGAUGGGAUAGAGAGACACACAAAGGCUUUCAAAGAGUUGAUUGUUGCCAUAGACUGAAUGUUUGUGUCUCUCCGCAUCCCCAACCUGCCAAAUUCAUAGUAAUCCUAGUUUGACGGUAUUUGGAGGUGGGGACUUUGGAAAGUGCUUAGGUCAUGAGGGUGGACCCCUCAUGAAUGGCUUGAACACCCUUGAAAAUAGACCUGAGUGAAAGACUUGUACUCAGAAAUAAAACACUGAUGAAAGAAAUCAAAGAUGACAUAAACAGAUGGAGAAAUAUACCAUGUUCUUGGAUUGCAAGAAUCAAUAUUGUGAAAAUGACUAUACUACCCAAAGAAAUCUACAGAUUCAAUGCAAUUCCUAUCAAACUACCAAUGGCAUUCUUCACAGAAUUAGAAUAAAAAUUUUUACAAUUCAUAUAGAAACACAAAAGACCCCAAAUAGCCAAAGCAAUCUUGAGAAAGAAAAAUGGAGCUGGAGGAAUCUGGCUCCCCGACUUAAGCUAUACUACAAAGCUACAGUAAUCAAGACAGUAUGGAACUGGCACAAAAACAAAUAUAGAUCAGUGGUACAGGAUAGAAAGCCCAGAGGUAAACCCACGCACAUAUGGUCACGUAAUUUGUGACAAAGGAGGCAAGAACACACAAUGGAGAAAAGACAGCCUCUUCAGUAAGUGGUGCUGGGAAAAUGGGACAGCUACAUGUAAAAGAAUGAAAUUAGAACACUCCUUAACACCAUACACAAAAAUAAACUCCAAAUGGAUUAAAGACAUAAAUGUA
Molecule: messenger RNA, 2986 nt
Organism: Kogia breviceps (pygmy sperm whale)
Lineage: Eukaryota; Metazoa; Chordata; Mammalia; Artiodactyla; Physeteridae
Source: RefSeq, a predicted model, not a curated record